Molecule: messenger RNA, 2429 nt
Organism: Cucumis sativus (cucumber)
Lineage: Eukaryota; Viridiplantae; Streptophyta; Magnoliopsida; Cucurbitales; Cucurbitaceae
Product: RNA polymerase sigma factor sigE, chloroplastic/mitochondrial
Exons: 6
Coding region: 395-2152 (585 amino acids)
Biological process (GO): DNA-templated transcription initiation; regulation of DNA-templated transcription
Molecular function (GO): DNA-binding transcription factor activity
Source: RefSeq, a predicted model, not a curated record
ACUUAGUUUUCUUUUCCUGUUUUAUUUUGGAUGAACCUGUUAGUAUUCAAUCUUCUGGUUGUUUUUUUGGGCAAAUUUAGAGAAUCUUGCUUUUUGUGUGAACCUUCUUCAACAUGGGGGUUUUAGGUGCAAAUGGUUGGAUUAUUGUGUGUUUAUGAACAUUGUCUCUUAGAUUAGAUCCCCCACAAUAAACCUACAUGUAUAAACACCUAAAGUUUCAAGCUUUGUAAUUCCCCAGUUUGUUCUAACCGUAAAGAAGAUGAAGUUUGGGGGGUGAAAAGGACUUCUUUACGUUACUUUUAAGGAAAAUGGUAUUAGCUUUGUGCUAAAACUAACUACAAAAGGUGGUAUUUCUUCUACCUGUGAUGACUAUUAGCUUGUUGUACCAAAAUGGAUGCUCUUAAGGAUUUGUGCUAAUGAAUUGUUUGGUGAUUCAUCCCCAAGCGAAAAUUUAGUCCUUUCCUUUCUGAAGACUUUUAGCCAUUGUAUUGUUUCGAGGCUACUUGGUAUGGGAGUUGUGACUGUUUCAAGCGCUGCAGCACGAACUCCUUUUCGGCUGGGUGUGAAAUUUUCUAAUCACAGUUCUACAUUGAAAAGACCAUCGAUUGUUGCUUUUAAAGCAGAUAAGCACACAAACACGACACUGGUCUCACCCCACGAGCAAGUAACAUUGCCUGUGGAGAGUAAUAACAGAAGGAAGAAAAGAUCAGGAAAUACUAGCAAACCGUUGAAGAGAGUUAAAGCUGUCCUUAUAGAUGAAGCUACUCCAUGUUCUCUGGAUUUGGAUUACAAUGAGGCUGCUGCUAAACUUGAAAACAUUUUCAAGCUUAGCCCUAUGACUGAGGAUUCUGAUAAGGAGUGUAAAGAUGGCAGAUCAAAAAGAGGACAGAAAAGGAGCAAAAAAUCAGCCAAUAGACCAGGUGAUGGCAUUGUCAGGAACCAAACUAAGAGGAUUAAGCGACUAGAUCUCGAUAAAAGGAUUGCAUUGAAAAACAAAAAGGAAGGCAAAGCGGUUGCUUUAUUAAGGAAACAAAAAGAUACUAAAAAUGAAGCUGAUGAGAUUGAUGGUCUGCUAUUAAAUCUUGAAAAGAGGAUAGCAUUGAAAAGUAACAAGGAAGGAAAAGCGGUUCCUUCAUUAAGGAAACAGAAAGAAACCAAAAAUGAAGAUGAUGAGAUUGAUAGGCUUGUAAGAGACUACUCUGCUUCAACUGAUUUGGUUAGCUUAGACUGGAAGAAAAUGAAGAUUCCUCCUGUUCUUCCUUCAUCAGAGCAUACCCGCUUGUUCAAGUUGGUCCAGCCAAUGAAGGCACUUGUUGAAGUACAAGAGGAGCUGCAGAAAGGGUUAGGAAGAGAACCAACUGAAGGGGAAUUGGCAAAUGCAACGAAUAUGAAUGUAAUUCAAGUAAGGAGACAACUGGAGGUCGGUCGUGCUGCCAGAAAUAAGCUCAUUAAGCACAAUCUACGCCUUGUAUUAUUUGUAAUCAACAAAUACUUUGAAGAUUUUGCAAGUGGGCCAAAAUUUCAAGACCUUUGUCAAGCAGGAGUCAAGGGACUCAUUACAGCAAUUGAUCGAUUUGAGCCAAAGAGGAAAUUUCGGCUAUCGACUUAUGCUUUAUUUUGGAUAAGGCAUGCUAUUAUCCGGUCAAUGACUCUGUCAAGCUUCACACGUGUCUCAUUUGGACUUGAUUCGGUAAGAGUUGAAAUUCAAAGAGCUAAACUUGAGUUAUUAUGUGAGCUUCAUAGAUUACCAACAGAGGGAGAGAUAACUGCAAAAGUUGGCAUCUCACAAGAGAGGUACCUAGAAGUAAUGAGAGCUACAAAACCAGUUUACUCUCUCCAUUCAAGGCACUCAACUACAUCGGAAGAGUUGAUCAAUGGGAUCACUGAUGUAGAAGGCACGGGAGGUGACAACCGAAGGCAACCAGCUCUUCUGAGGCUUGCUUUAGACGAUGUGCUUGAUUCUCUUAAGCCAAAGGAGAGCUUGGUGAUCAGACAGAGAUACGGUCUCGAUGGCAAAGGAAACCGAACAUUAGGUGAGAUAGCCGGAAAUCUAAAUAUUUCAAGGGAAAUGGUUCGAAAGCAUGAAGUGAAAGCUCUCAUGAAGCUGAAGCAUCCUGCAAGAGUCGAUUACCUUCGUAGGUAUUUAAUCUGAACGGAUGAGAACAUCAUGCUUUGUUUCAAUGAUCUUGUACUCUGGAUAAUUUGUUAUGGCCAAAACAUCUCAAGGGGCAAGAGAUUUGUACCAUAUAUUUGUAACUACUUGAAUAUAGAAACCUCACACCAUAUGAUUCAUAUUUUGAAGGACAUUACAAUUGGUAGCUCUGCUACUUUCUUUGUAGGAAGAAGAGAGUUUUAUAGGAGAAAAAUAGCGACCCCCCCUGUAUACACAGUAUUAUGUUCUAGAAAUAUAUUAUACUGUUUACAAGUUA